AUGUCGACGACCAUCACCGAGACCGUGAACCAGGUCGAGCAGCGGCCAACGCGAGUCGUGGCCGUGCAGGACCAUGCAGGCGAUGAUGUGCCUCCUGCGGAAGAAGAUGCCAAAUUCCAGGCAAUUGGGCGGGGGAACCGUAAUGGGACCCUGAAAUUGCGCGGCAUUCCGACCUUCACAGACCCUUAUGCGAAGAGGAAAUGGAUGAAGGAGCACAUGGCGGCUGCGUUUCGAUUCUUUGGGAAACGAGGUUACGGAGAGGGUGCCUCUGGCCAUAUCUCCAUGAGGGACCCCGUCCUGAAGGAUCAUUUCUGGAUGAAUCCGCUUGCCAGGCACUUCUCGACCAUCAAGGCAUCUGACCUAGUCCUCGUCGACAGCGCCGGCUAUGUCACCGAGGGCGGAAACCAGGCCGUCAUCAACGAGGCGGGCUUCAUCAUCCAUUCGGAGAUCCACAAGGCCCGACCGGAUGUCGUUGCCGCUGCUCAUACACAUGGAGUUUAUGGCAAGACAUGGAGUGCGUUUGGCAAGCCCAUUGAGAUGAUCUCUCAAGACGCAUGCAAUUUCUAUGGAAAGCUGAGCGUAUACGAUAACCACGGUGGCGUGGCUCUUGCUAAAGAAGAGGGCGAAGCAAUCGCCAGGGCUCUUGGGAAAGACAAUAUUGCCUGCAUCUUGCAGAACCAUGGACUGUUGACCGUCGGCAAAACCGUUGACGAGGCUGCGUUCUUGUUCUACAGUCUGGACAAAGCCUGCCACUCGCAACUCAUGGCCGAAGCGGCCGCAGCGAAUGGAGUCCCCAAGAAGAUCAUCCCUGACCACGUUGCGAAAUACACUGCGGAUGCGGUUCAGAAUCCGCCUGAAUUCGAGCUGAUUGUUGAGGAGACCGGGGGCAAGGUUCUUGAGUAG
Rasamsonia emersonii CBS 393.64 is the source of this 903-nucleotide messenger RNA. RefSeq names its product Class II aldolase/adducin domain protein. Gene Ontology annotation, molecular function: actin filament binding. The transcript has 5 exons. The record is from RefSeq and is a predicted model, not a curated record. Gene Ontology annotation, cellular component: cytoskeleton. The coding region runs from base 1 to 903 and encodes 300 amino acids. NCBI's taxonomy places the organism in Eukaryota, Fungi, Ascomycota, Eurotiomycetes, Eurotiales, Trichocomaceae.